Molecule: messenger RNA, 348 nt
Organism: Zonotrichia albicollis (white-throated sparrow)
Lineage: Eukaryota; Metazoa; Chordata; Aves; Passeriformes; Passerellidae
Source: RefSeq, a predicted model, not a curated record
AUGGAAUCCCGAACCUUUCCCACCACGAAGCUGCUCCUGCUGGGGCUGAGCCUCCUCCUGUGCCUCGGAGCCGCCGAGGCUCUCCGGUGCCACCUGUGCAAGUACAAGAUCCCCUUGGUGGGCUGCCUGCGGGGCGCCAACGUGACGAGCUGCGAGCGCCGGGAGAAGUGUGCGCUCAUCAAAACCUCCCUGGGUAAGAUGACCCUUUACUACCAGCAGGGCUGCACCUCGGCCCUGAACUGCGGCCGGGAGCGGGCGUCGGACGCCGAGUCCCGGCUGAGCUCCCGCUACUCCUGCUGCGAGACCGACCUGUGCAACGAGGAGUGGGGCGAGGAGCGCCGGGACUGA